Molecule: messenger RNA, 1360 nt
Organism: Rubroshorea leprosula
Lineage: Eukaryota; Viridiplantae; Streptophyta; Magnoliopsida; Malvales; Dipterocarpaceae
Source: the annotation of a GenBank genome assembly
UGAGUUCUCUGCUGUGUAUGAUAAUUUUCUACUUAAAAUCAUAUUUUUCUAUUUCUUCCAGGCCCUUUAAACGAGUCCAUUGAUUCUUUUAAUUCUUCAAACUACUUAGGAGAUAUAUUCUCCAAUCCAUCUUCUCUUUUUUGUCUUUAGACAACUGAGUAGAUGUCAAGCAAGAUUUUUUGUUUUCAAAAUCCAUUUUCCCUGCUCUUUUUUUUUUUCUUUGGCUUGGUUUUUUAAGUUUAGAUGGAUGGAUGGAUGGAUGAUGGUUUUGAAGGGGAAGAGGCCGCACACACUUCAUAUCUGGAGGCUUGGCAGAGAAGGUGAGACUGGGGAGACUCUGAUGCUUGAUCUAUGGUAUUUUCAAGCAGAGAAUGGAGUUUGUUAAGAAAGGGCAUUUAUGUUUUUUUUUUUUUUUUGCUUAUGAUUUGUGUCUUGUUGUUUGCCUAAACUUGUCUGAAAUGCUUGCAGAUCUAUUUGUUUACUGGUCUUUUGGAUUUUCAAAUUUUUUUUGUUACUUCAAUUCUUAAAUUUUUAAGAUUUGAGAGUUUUAGGUUUUGCUUUGAUUUCACUCUAUAUACUGACCAUGAUUCAGUUGUUGUCACUAGUUGGAUUUUCGCCUCUUAGUAACUUUUUGUUUGUACUAGAUUAGUUCGUUUUGAAUGCAUGGAAUUGAGAAAGGUAAUGAAGAUCCUUUCUCUUAUCACUAUUUCAAAAACUCUUACACCCUUAUCUAAACUUAAAUUAGCAGCAAAAUAUUCUUAAGAGUGUUUUUAGUUAAUAGGAAUCUUCUACAUAUUUUGGUUCCAAGGUUCUUCAUUUCUCUUUGUUCUCUGUUCUUUUGGUUUAUUUUCUAAUGUUAAUUGGGGCAUCCAGUUUAUGUUAUUUCCAGUCUUAUUUUUGUUAAUUGAAAUGGGUUCUUGGCUCUCUUGGAUUUCUAUUUUCUGAGUAGAAAUGAAGGUAGUGAAGGUUUUUGCAAUCUGGGUACCUGGUUUUCUUUCCCUUUGAUGAUGUGAUUUUGCAGGGUCAUAGUUGAUAAUGAUACAAGAACCAAGGUCAUUCUGAUUAAGGUAUUGGGUUGAAUUAUUUGAAUUUAUGAUUUUUUUUUGAGUUAAGAUCUGAUUACAGACAUCACUCGUAUAAAAAAUUUUAAUAAUUCGUAUCUCUCUUUUAGUAUGUUUUUUUCCUCUAAUGUUUCAAUGAAGCUUUGGCAGGCAAUGUUCUAUGCAAAAUUGUGGAUUUUGUUGAAAACACUAUGCCAUGCAAGUUUGAGGAAGUGACAUUGUGAACAAUUUUAACAAUUGAAUUGAAGUUGUUGAAGUAAUUUGAAAUUGAAGUUGUUGAAUCAAUUGAAUUGAGAUAU